Messenger RNA from Phacochoerus africanus (Common warthog), 2239 nucleotides. It is a transcript of the gene TMEM108, whose product is annotated as transmembrane protein 108. Gene Ontology annotation, biological process: retrograde axonal transport; dendrite extension; postsynaptic density organization. Gene Ontology annotation, cellular component: axon; endosome membrane; postsynaptic density. The record is from RefSeq and is a predicted model, not a curated record. The transcript is spliced from 6 exons. Lineage: Eukaryota; Metazoa; Chordata; Mammalia; Artiodactyla; Suidae. Bases 258 to 2009 code for a protein of 583 amino acids.
CGCGGGGGCGCGAAGGCGCGAGAACGCGAGUGCGCGUGCGCGAGCGGCUGGGCUUUCUCCUGAGCCGUCGGAGGGAGCCGGAGCGCUCCUCUUGAGUUCGUGAUCGACCAGUUGUGGUCCAGCAUGCACAAGUGAGUGGUGAAAGGCUGCAGAGCUGAUGGGUCGUGAGGAUGUAAGUGCGUUUGAAGGCUCUCACACUCUCUACUCCAGGACAGAAUCAUGAAUAAACUGGAGGACAAGCAGGACCAGAUGAUACCAUGAAGAGAAGUUUACAGGCCCUCUAUUGCCAACUGAUAAGCUUCCUCCUGACCUUGGCACUGACUGAAGCACUGGUAUUUGCCGCACAGGAACCAUCUUCCAGGGACUCUGUUCAAGUCCUCCCCUCAAGCACCACCCCAGGCACCAUGGUAACAGCACCCCUCAGCUCUACUAGACAAUCCUCCAUGGUGGCUGCUCCCACCUCCGUGGUGACACUGACCCCCCAUCCCCAUGGACCCUCCUCACAGACCUCAGCUCCCAAGGCAAUGACAACGCUUCAUCCAGACGGACGCCCUCCUACAAAUACCAUCUCUACCAUCAUGGCAGCAGUAACCACCCCCCAUUCAGAAGGCCCACUGUCCACAGGGCCACUUCCUGCUGCCAUGGCAACCACAUCUUCCCACCUAGAGGGCCACCCCCCAGGUGAGACUCUGCCCACCAUCCAGCUGACAAAGCCAAUGGAAGCCACCAGCCGUCCCCCUACAAACCCCUCCCGGGCUACCACUCGCAGGCCCCCCAGACCCCCAGGCUCUUCCCGAAAAGGAGCUGGCAGUUCACCACGCUUUGUCCCACCUGCACCCAGCGGUCACCCCUGGAGGAAGGAAGGCCAUCGAGGACGAAAUCAGAGCUCCACACAACCGGGGCAGAAGCGGCCCCUGGGGAAAAUCUUUCAGAUUUACAAAGGCAACUUUACAGGGUCUGUGGAGCCUGACCCCUCUACCCUCACACCCAGGAACCCACUCUGGGGUUACUCCUUCUCACCACAGCCCCAAACAGUGGCCGCAACCUUGGCGCCAAGCAGGACCUCGUGGGUACCGCCCACCACCCCCCUGGUACCUAAGGAGGACCAGUCCGGCCUUAGCAGAGCAGAUGAGGGGGGUGGUCCCACCUUCACCAGCCAGGGAGGGGAGCUGGACGCCAAGGCAGCCUCAGGCACCCCUGCCAGUCCACACCCUGCCCCAGUGCCUUCUCCACACCCCCGUGGUGACCCACAGGAUGGCCCCAGCCACAGUGACUCCUGGCUUACUGUCACCCCCGGCACCAGCAGACCUCCCUCUGCCAGCUCUGGGGUCUUCACAGCCACCACGGGGACCAUCCAGGCUGCCUUCAAUGCCAGUGUCUCAGCCCCUUCUGAGGGGCUUCCUCAGGGAACAUCCUUGGCCCCGCAGGCCCCAGCCGGCCCCCCUGGGGCUUCAGAAAGCACUGUUUCCCAAGCUGAGGAGGAGGCUGCGGCCACCCCCACCUCCACCGUGACCAGCAGGAUGCCCAGUCCUCUCUCCACAGUGGUGUCCACAGCCACAGGAAACUUCCUCAACCGUCUGGUCCCCGCCGGGACCUGGAAGCCUGGAACAGCAGGGAACAUCUCCCAUGUGGCCGAAGGGGACAAACCCCAGCACAGAGCCACCAUCUGCCUGAGCAAGAUGGACAUCGCCUGGGUGAUCCUGGCCAUCAGCGUGCCCAUCUCCUCCUGCUCUGUCUUGCUGACUGUGUGCUGUCUGCGGAGGAAGAAGAAGCCAGCCAACCCAGAGAAUAGCCUGAGCUACUGGAACAACGCCAUCACCAUGGACUACUUCAGCAAGCACGCUGUGGAGCUGCCCAGGGAGAUCCAGUCCCUGGAAACCUCUGAGGACCAACUCUCGGAGCCCCGCUCCCCAGCCAAUGGUGACUACAGAGACACUGGGAUGGUCCUCGUUAACCCCUUCUGCCAGGAGACACUGUUUGUGGGAAACGACCAAGUGUCCGAGAUCUAACUGCAGCAGCCCUCGCUUUGCUGGUCCCGACUUUUCGUCUCUAAAUUAUCAAUAUACAAAUAUAUGUUAUAAAUAUAAUCUUUGUGUAACACUGACUUAAUGAAAAACAUUUUCAGCUUUUUUUCCCUUAAGAAUUGUCAACAUCUUUUUUAUAAGUGUGGUUUAAAACAAAAAACAAAAAACUACUUUACAGAACGAUCCGUGGCUUUAUAAAAUAAAGGUAUUUCUAA